Messenger RNA from Polyodon spathula (Mississippi paddlefish), 3922 nucleotides. Its product is annotated as NT-3 growth factor receptor-like. Bases 409 to 2928 code for a protein of 839 amino acids. The transcript has 18 exons. Gene Ontology annotation, molecular function: transmembrane receptor protein tyrosine kinase activity; neurotrophin binding; neurotrophin receptor activity. Gene Ontology annotation, cellular component: plasma membrane; axon; signaling receptor complex. NCBI's taxonomy places the organism in Eukaryota, Metazoa, Chordata, Actinopteri, Acipenseriformes, Polyodontidae. Gene Ontology annotation, biological process: cellular response to nerve growth factor stimulus; regulation of phosphatidylinositol 3-kinase/protein kinase B signal transduction; cell surface receptor protein tyrosine kinase signaling pathway. The record is from RefSeq and is a predicted model, not a curated record.
GGUUAUUGUUGGACGCUUCCCGGCGUUUGCUAUCUGAUUUUUAUCUCUUCCCUAUUUUGCAGAUGUGUCACUUUUAAUUUUGCCCAGUAGGUGGGACUUCAUGCUCGGAACAUCAAAUUUCUUUUUUCUCGUUGUUUUUAAUGCAAUCCCUGUAAGUCCUAGAGAUGCGUGCGAGAGAAGUGGAAUUCUGAAUCAAAGGGCAGCAGAAUAUAUGACACACCAUGCAGUCUAGUGCCGAAGACACGCCGGGAGUACUCAUAGUUCAGCGUCAUCGUCUCUAAAGGAGUAUUUUUCAUUUUUUUCAUUUUUCAUAUUUUUUUUUUAAAAUCAAGCUUCGUGUACGUCGAUACCGCACCCAAACCCACGCUGACACACACACACACUGACAGUCAGCGGGAAUCACACACCAUGGAUCUAUCGUUCUGUACACCACCAAUUUGUUGGUGGAGGGUUUUGUUUCUCCUGAACAUUUUUCAGCACUACCUGAGCUCUGUUCUGGACUGCCCGCCGACCUGCAGCUGCUCGUUAAUGGAGAUAUAUUGCAAUAAGUCUGACAGCGUGAAAUUUUUCCCUCUGCUUGAGGUGCAAGACCCGGGGAACAAUGGUAACAGCAGCACCAUUACCGAGCUGUUCAAGAACAUCAGCUCCAUACACAUUGAGAACUGGAGAGGUCUCCAGACACUGAAUUCAGUGGACAUGGAGCUCUACACUGGACUUCAAAGACUCACCAUCAUAAACUCAGGCCUUCGAAGCAUACUGCCACGAGCCUUUGGCAAGAAUCCACAUCUGCGCUAUAUAAAUCUUUCCAGAAACCCGCUGAGCACCCUGUCAUGGCAGCUCUUCCAGACACUGCAACUCUCUGAGCUGAGGCUGGAUAACAUCCUGUUCAACUGCAGCUGUGACAUUCGCUGGGUGCAGCUGUGGCAGCAGCGAGGGGAGGCUGGGCUGCACACCCAGCAGCUGUUCUGUAAGACUGGGGAGUCGGAGGUGAUUCCACUCCAGGACAUGAACAUCACACUGUGUGACCUACCAGAGAUCAGUGUGAGCCACAGUAACCUGACGGUCAUGGAGGGGGAGAGCGUGGUGGUCACCUGUAAUGGCUCGGGGUCCCCCUUGCCCGACGUCGACUGGAUUGUCACAGGCCUUCACUCCAUAAACACACACCAGACCAACGUGAACUGGCCGAAUGUUCACUCCAUCAACCUGACUCUGUUCAAUAUCAGCUGGGAGGACAACGGCUUUCAGUUGACCUGCAUCGCGGAGAAUGUGGUGGGGAUAACCAACUCCACUGUCCUGCUGUCCGUUCAGUACCCCCCACACAUCGUGAAGCUGGUGGAGCCUGAGCGCAGACACGACACAUGCGUGGAAUUCAUUGUGCGCGGGAACCCUCCUCCAGAGCUACGCUGGCUGCACAAUGGAGUGGAGAUCGGGGACAAUGGAUACAUCUACACUGACAAGGGAGACUACCAGGACUACCAGGAGGGCUGCCUGAUCUUCAUAAACCCCACACACUACAACAACGGCAACUACACCCUGGAGGCAUGGAACGGGCUGGGCUUUGUCAACGACACUAUCUAUGCACACUUCCUGCACGCCCCCUUCGAGGAAACCGAAGACCCCAUGUAUUCUGUUACCCCCACGCCUCCUAUCAGUGUGACUCACAAGCCAGAAGAGGACACUUUUGGGGUCUCGAUUGCAGUCGGCCUGGCCGGAUUCGCCUGCGUCCUUCUUGUGGUGCUCUUCGUCCUCAUCAACAAAUAUGGACGCCGCUCCAAGUUUGGAAUGAAAGGACCAGUGGCAGUCAUUAGUGGGGAUGAAGACUCAGCCAGCCCACUUCAUCAUGUAAAUCACGGCAUCAUGGCUCCCUGCACACUGGACGCAGGAUCUGACGCUGUGGUUAUCGGAAUGACCCGCAUCCCUGUCAUUGAGAAUCCACAGUACUUCCGGCACGGCCACAACUGCACCAAACCUGCCACCUACGUGCAGCACAUCAAGCGCAGAGACAUCGUGCUGAAGCGAGAGCUCGGGGAAGGGGCCUUUGGAAAGGUCUUCCUGGCAGAAUGCUACAACCUGUCCCCCACGAAGGAGAAGAUGUUAGUGGCUGUCAAGGUUCCUGGAUCCGCCUACUAUCAGCCAUUAAUUGAGAUGGGACCCCACUUUCCACAGACACUGAAGGACCCGACGAUCUCUGCACGGAAGGAUUUCCAGCGGGAAGCCGAGCUCCUGACCAACCUGCAGCAUGAACACAUAGUGAAGUUCUACGGGGUGUGUGUGGACGGGGACCCCCUCAUCAUGGUGUUCGAGUACAUGAAACACGGAGACCUCAACAAAUUCCUCAGAGCCCACGGGCCGGACGCAAUGAUCCUGGUGGAUGGGCAGGCUCACCAGGCUCAGGGGCAGCUGGGCUUGUCUCAGAUGCUGCACGUCGCCACACAGAUCUCCUCAGGGAUGGUAUACCUGGCCUCCCAGCACUUUGUCCACCGUGACUUGGCCACCAGAAACUGCCUGGUGGGCAACAACCUGCUGGUGAAGAUCGGGGACUUCGGCAUGUCCCGGGACAUCUACAGCACCGACUACUACAGGGUGGGGGGCCACACAAUGCUACCAAUCCGCUGGAUGCCCCCAGAAAGCAUCAUGUACCGCAAGUUCACCACGGAGAGCGACGUGUGGAGUUUUGGAGUCAUCCUCUGGGAGAUUUUCACCUAUGGGAAGCAGCCCUGGUUCCAACUCGCUAACAACGAGGUAAUCGAGUGCAUCACGCAAGGUCGGGUGCUGGAGAGGCCUCGGGUGUGCCCAAAGGAGGUUUACGACUUGAUGUUGGGGUGCUGGCAGAGGGAACCACAGCAGCGACUAAACAUCAAGGACAUCCAGAAGAUCCUGUACGCGUUGGGCAAGGCCACGCCAGUCUACCUGGACAUUCUGGGCUAGAAUAGGCCUGCCUGCCUGCGUGAAACAAACCACGAUCCAGGAAUAACCAAACAACAAUAUGUACCUUACUGUACUACUACUCCACAGUCAAACACCAAGAGAUGGGGAUGGACUUAAGUGCCUGCAACACCUUUCAAUACACUGGAUAACCUUUCUUUACACCAAGGGAAAUGCAGUUUGGGCUUUUGUUUACCUGCACAUGAAAUGCACUGAACUCUACUGUAUGAAGAGGAUUUUUUCCUUGGAAAUGACCUCCAUCAAAAGAAAACAAACAAAAAAACCAACUGGUCCAAUUUGGUAUUUAGACAAUAUAACAGAAGAGUUAACUACCCUACUGUUUUUAUUUUAUAGCUUUUUAUUUUAUUUAUUUAUUAUUCUUUUCCAAGUGUGGAUGUCUGCCAUAUUGGUUGCUAAGCGAGUGUCUCGAAUCUGAAACGGCAGCUUCUUGUUUGGGAAAGCACCACAGCGGCAAGACUUCCUGCAGAAGCCUGGAUCACUUUUUGGUGCAGAAGAUGAUAUCCUGAGUGUGUGGGGGGUUCUAUUCAAAAAAAAAAAAAAAAGUUGAGAAAAUAAAAUUAAGAGUCCUCGGAAUGAGGCAGCCACCAAUCAGUAAAACAACAUAAUUUAAUAAUGGAAUGUACAUACUGUAAAUUUCUAUUACUGUCACAGAAUUAUGUUAACUUAUUUCCUGAAUAUGGAAUAUGGUUUUCUUUUUCAAGUUAGCUUCUUUAGUUCCUUGGAGUGCUGUUCUGGUGAGUUAUUUCUAUAAAUGUUUAAGAACCUCCUUCAACUUUUUUGUAUGCAUCAGAGAAUAUAUGUUCUUCUGUUGGAGCACUUGGCUACCUUAAAAUGAUGUAACCAGACUUUAAUGUUGUAUAAAGGAAAGUCAGACAUGGUCAGAAAGAGAAUAGAGCAAGACAAAGUGAGACACACACACACACACCCCUCCUCCUACACACACACACAACACACACUCUCACACACACAACACACA